Messenger RNA from Mandrillus leucophaeus (drill), 437 nucleotides. RefSeq names its product copper transport protein ATOX1. The transcript has a single exon. Gene Ontology annotation, molecular function: copper chaperone activity; metal ion binding. Gene Ontology annotation, biological process: copper ion transport. The coding region runs from base 48 to 254 and encodes 68 amino acids. Lineage: Eukaryota; Metazoa; Chordata; Mammalia; Primates; Cercopithecidae. The record is from RefSeq and is a predicted model, not a curated record. Gene Ontology annotation, cellular component: cytosol.
CAGAGAGGCGCUGCUGCCACCGCCACCACGCUGCCGCUGCCUCAGUUAUGCCGAAGCACGUGUUCUCCGUGGACAUGACCUGUGGAAGCUGUGCUGAAGCUGUCUCUCGGGUCCUUGAUAAGCUUGGAGGAGUUAAGUAUGACAUUGACCUGCCCAACAAGGAGAUCUGCAUUGAAUCUGAGCACAGCGUGGACACUCUGCUUGCAACCCUGAAGAAAACAGGAAAGACUGUUUCCUACCUUGGCCUCGAGUAGUAGGGACCUGGUCCCCACAGCCCACAGGAUGGACCAAAGUGGGCAGGAUGCUGAUCCUCCCCUGGCUUCCAGACAGACCUGGGACUUGGCAGUCAUGCUGGGCAAUGGUGUUCCUGUGGAGACCCUCAGUUGUCCUAUUCCUUCCUAGCUUCCCCGUAAUAAAAUCAAGCUGCUUUUGUUGGG